Molecule: messenger RNA, 1995 nt
Organism: Merops nubicus (carmine bee-eater)
Lineage: Eukaryota; Metazoa; Chordata; Aves; Coraciiformes; Meropidae
Gene: APBB1IP
Product: amyloid beta (A4) precursor protein-binding, family B, member 1 interacting protein
Exons: 13
Coding region: 1-1995 (664 amino acids)
Biological process (GO): signal transduction
Cellular component (GO): cytosol; plasma membrane
Source: RefSeq, a predicted model, not a curated record
AUGGAGCAAACAUGUGAUGAUAUAGACGAAAUGUUCAGCAAUUUGCUUGGGGAGAUGGACAUGCUGACCCAGAGUUUAGGAGUAGAGACUGUACAACCUCCAUCCCCCAAAGUGUCCAGCAAUGAGUUUAGCUUUACAGUUGGUUUUAAAGAUUUAAAUGAAUCUUUAAGUGCCCUAGAGGACAAAGACCUUGAUGCUUUAAUGGCAGAUCUUGUAGCAGACAUAAAUGAUGUUGAACAGAAAACUUUACAAGCCCAGAAAACUUCUGGCAACCAGCAAAGUAUGGUUGCUCAGCCUUCAACAGACUUGGAUAGUGACAUAUAUUCUAAAUCAUCAAGUUCCUAUGUUACCAUCACUGGACAGUUUGAGGAUGCCUUGCCCCCUCCACCUCCAGACCCUGAUCUAGACCUUCCACCACCACCUCCUCCUCCUCCUCCUGAACCACUCACCCAGGAAGAACGAGAGGCACAGGCUAAAGCUGACAAGAUUAAACUUGCAUUGCAGAAACUGAAGGAAGCCAAAGUUAAAAAGCUUGUUGUCAAGGUGCACAUGUAUGAUAACAGCACAAAGUCUCUAAUGGUGGAUGAGCGGCAGGUGACACGGGAUGUUUUAGACAAUCUCUUUGAGAAAACCCACUGUGACUGCAACGUCGACUGGUGUCUGUAUGAAAUGUACCCAGAGCUGCAGAUUGAAAGGUUUUUUGAAGACCAUGAGAAUGUUGUUGAGGUGUUAUCAAACUGGACUCGACACACUGAGAAUAAGAUUCUAUUUUUGGAAAAAAGUGAGAAAUAUGCUUUAUUUAAAAAUCCCCAGAAUUUCUACCUAGCAAGCAAAGGGAAGAAUGGGAGCCAAGAAAUGAAUGAUAAAAACAAAGAGGCUUUACUGGAGGAAAGCUUCUGUGGGACAUCUGUCAUUGUGCCAGAGCUGGAAGGGGCCCUUUAUUUAAAAGAAGAUGGAAGAAAGUCUUGGAAGAGGCGUUAUUUUCUUCUACGAGCUUCUGGAAUUUAUUAUGUACCCAAAGGAAAAACUAAGACAUCACGGGAUCUGGCAUGCUUCGUUCAGUUUGAGAAUAUAAACGUUUAUUACGGUUCUCAACACAAAAUGAAAUAUAAGGCACCUACAGAUCACUGCUUUGUAUUAAAGCACCCCCAGAUUCAAAAGGAGUCACAAUACAUCAAGUACUUAUGCUGCGAUGAUCAAGCAACCCUGCACCAGUGGGUAACAGGAAUAAGAAUUGCCAAGUAUGGGAAGACGCUAUAUGAUAACUACAAAUGUGCAGUGAAGAGAGCUGCCUUGUCCAAAACCAAGAGACAAUAUCCAAACGAAGAGACAGUGGAACCAGCCACCCCUGUAGGAUCCUUAGCAGCAGGUGCUGUGCAGUCAAAUGGUCAGAUUCCCCAAAUUGUUCAUCGUUCCAGUGUAGAAUUUCCAGAGACUCAGAAGCAAGUGGCUACAUCAGAGGCCAAGUCAAACGACGUCGGUGCGCCUGGCCCGGCCCAGCCAGUGAUGAGGCUGCAGAAGCACCAGGCUAGGAGGAACUCACUGCAGCCUCCUCCUCCACCUGAAAGGCGGUCCUCUGCUAUUUCUGCUUCACCAGUCCUACCCUCCAAAGUCACACGAGACAGCGGCGUUUUCCUAACAGACCCAGACAGCUUUCCAGCACCGCCACCUACGCUGAGAAUUGAUUUUCCACCACCACCAUCUGAUUUCUGUGAACCUCCUCCUGAUUUUGUGCCUCCACCACCACCAGCCCCCAGCAGCGGUAACGGAGACUUGCCACUACCCCCUCCACCUCCACCUCCACCUGUCUCCAGCAAGCCACCACCUCCAACGAAGAAACCUGUGCCACUUCCCUCAAAAAGGCUAGAAAACACAGGACAAGCUGGAGAGCCACGGUCAGCUGGACCACCUACCUCUGGGGGUGGAGGCAGGCAAGCAGAUUUCAUGUCUGACCUAAUGAAAGCGCUUGAGAAGAAGAGGGGCAGCAGCUCCUGA